Molecule: messenger RNA, 6951 nt
Organism: Acipenser ruthenus (sterlet)
Lineage: Eukaryota; Metazoa; Chordata; Actinopteri; Acipenseriformes; Acipenseridae
Product: regulating synaptic membrane exocytosis protein 1-like
Exons: 33
Coding region: 379-5184 (1601 amino acids)
Biological process (GO): calcium ion-regulated exocytosis of neurotransmitter; positive regulation of synaptic transmission; intracellular protein transport
Cellular component (GO): cytoskeleton of presynaptic active zone; presynaptic membrane
Molecular function (GO): transmembrane transporter binding; small GTPase binding
Source: RefSeq, a predicted model, not a curated record
AUGCUUGGGGUGCUGCGGUCCCAUUGAUUGUGUUCCAUCUCCCUGACAGCAGCAUCGGCAGCAGGAAAGAGCAGAGCUGCACAGACUCCGCCUAGCCAACAUCAAACACCAAACCUGAACCUAGCGGUGGAGAGAUUUUACAGCAGCCAAACCCAGGCGUCGCUGAUUUACUGUAUAUUAUUAUCUCCCCGUUAAGAUGGGCUACCAGUAAUUGAAGGGGGUGGGAAGGAAACCCGAAUUGAAACCAAGCACAAAGGUGGGUGCACGCAAUCAUGAAAGGCUUGCACUAUUUCCAAGAACUGCUGCUCAGUCCGUGGACUGUACUGUAAAAAGUGGUUUUGCACUAAUAAAAAAGGCACGAUAAGGAAGGGGUAAAACAUGUCUGCUUCACUGGGGCCCCGCGGCCCUCGCCCACCCACCGCGCCUCUGAUGGAAGAUCUUCCAGACCUUAGCCAUCUGACUGAGGAAGAAAGAUCAAUUAUAAUGGCUGUGAUGGUUAGACAGAAGCAAGAGGAGGACAAAGAAGAAGCCAUGUUAAAAGAAGAAAAUCCACUAGAAGCAAGAACUGUACUCCUUAUUGGAAAGAAACACCCUGAACAAAAUGAAAGCAGAAGAUUGCACCAGCAAUUUGAAAGCUACAAGGAACAAGUUCAGAAGAUUGGGGAAGAUGCUCGCCGGUGCCAGGGAGAGCACAAGGACGACGCCCCGACCUGCGGGAUCUGUCGUAAAACAAAGUUUGCUGACGGCUGCGGACAUUUGUGUUCCUACUGCCAGACGAAAUUCUGUGCUCGGUGCGGAGGCAGAGUCUCUCUUCGUUCCAACAACGUAAUGUGGGUAUGCAAUUUAUGUCGUAAGCAACAAGAAAUUCUAACAAAAUCAGGAGAAUGGUUUUUUGGAAGAGGCCCGCAGCCAUCCAGUCAGGAUGGGGCUUUGAGCGAUACAGCGACUUGUGGUGAUGCGCCUAGAGAAAAGAAGGUCCGGCUUCAGGAACGGUCAAGAUCCCAAACCCCACUGAGCACUGCGACAGGGUCCCAGGAGGCUCAAGCACCCAUUGCACUCACCGACAGGGGCGAGGGGGUAGACAUGCUAUCAUCCAGGUCAAGAAGUGAACCCCCAAGGGACAGGAAAAAACCCACACCAUUUCAAGAGCAGAAUAGGAAAGGAGGUCAUAAAACUGAAAGAAAGCGGGUUCCAAAAAUUCAACAGGGUGAGAGGCAGGGCGAGAGGCAGGCUGAGGAGCGCCGUGAAAGCAGACGUUUGGAGAAGGGCAGGUCACAGGAUUACCAGGACAUGGACGAGGAAAGUAGAAAAGCUGAGGAGGAGAAACAAAGAAAAGAGGAAGAGUUUCAGACGCCGUACCGGAGUGACCCGAACUUAGCAAGGUAUCCUGUGAAACCCCAGACGGAAGAGCAGCAGAUGCGGUUUCACGCAAAGGUUUCGAAAGCACGGCACGAACGGAGGCACAGUGACGUAGCUUUAGCCAACACAGAGAUGGUGUCACAGGUGCCUGAAAACAGACUGGGAAGGCGGUCUCAACAGCCAGGAGCAGAGGAUCGCAAGACGCCAAUGGAGAAUCAGAGGUCGUAUUCAAUAGAAAGAACUGGGGAAGUACAAAUUUCGGUUUCUAAGAAAAUAGCCAAUCACAGCCCACCCGUGCAGAGGCACAGCCCGGUUCACGCCCAACAUUUAGAGUGUAAGGACCAGGACUGGUGCAAAAAAAAGUGCCAUCUAGACCCCAGUUCUGCUGUAAUUAUCCACAAAACUAAGAGGGAAAAGAUGGAAACCAUGCUGAGGAAUGACUCCCUAAGUUCUGAUCAGUCAGAAUCCCUGAGGCCUCCCCCACCCAAACCUCACAAAACAAAAAUCAAGAAAAGACAGAUGUCUGUCAGCAGCUCAGAGGAAGAAGGAUUGUCAACGCCAGAGUACACAAGCUGUGAAGACCCUGAGGUUGAGAGUGAAAGUAUCAGUGAAAAAGCUGCUGUCUUUGGCAGAAGACAGUUGGGUUGCCCAUCUCCCGAACAAUGCUGCGGUGACUGGGACUGUUUCCCGUUGGACACUGCCAUCUGGCAUGUUAGUGAUACUUCCCCAAUAAAUACGGGGCUGUUGGCGGGUCCUCCCAUCAAGCCUGGCCCACUUUGCUCUGUACAGCAUCCUGUUACAUGGCAGCCAUCCAAAGAAGGUGAUCAUUUAAUUGGACGCAUUAUUCUAAGCAAGAGAACAACUAUGCCAAAAGAGUCAGGUGCAUUACUAGGAUUAAAAGUUGUUGGGGGGAAGAUUACAGAAACUGGUAGACUCGGUGCCUUCAUCACCAAAGUAAAGAGAGGAAGCUUAGCGGACGUCGUUGGCCACUUAAGAGCAGGUGACGAGGUGCUGGAAUGGAACAGCAAGCCAUUACCUGGAGCAACAAAAAAAGAAGUUUACAAUAUCAUUUUGGAGUCCAAAUCUGAGCCUCAAGUCGAAAUAGUAGUUUCAAGGCCAAUUAGAGAUAUUCCUAGAAUCCCAGAAACAUCUCAUCCUCCACUAGAAUCUAGUUCAAGUUCUUUUGAGUCUCAGAAAAUGGAGAGGCCUUCUAUUUCUGUUAUAUCCCCAACUAGUCCCGGAAACCUCAAAGAUGCACCCCAGGUUUUACCCGGACAGCUUUCGGUAAAGUUGUGGUAUGACAAAGUGGGACACCAGCUAAUAGUAAACGUGCUUCAAGCCACGGCCCUCCCGUCGAGAAUGGAUGGCCGGCCAAGAAACCAAUAUGUCAAAAUGUAUUUCCUUCCAGAUAGGAGUGACAAAAGUAAAAGGAGGACCAAAACAGUUAAGAAAAGUUUAGAGCCCAAGUGGAACCAAACAUUUAUCUAUUCCCAUGUGCAUCGGAGGGACUUUCGAGAACGGAUGUUGGAAAUCACUGUCUGGGACCAACCUAGAGUACAAGAGGAACAAAGUGAAUUUCUUGGAGAGAUCCUCCUGGAGCUGGAGACAGCCCUUUUGGACGAUGAACCACAUUGGUAUAAACUUCAGACACAUGAUAUAUCUUCACUACCUCUGCCUCAGCCAUCACCAUAUAUGCCACGGAGACGCAUGCACGGGGAAAGCCCUUGCAAAAAGUUACAAAGAUCUCAGCGAAUCAGUGAUAGUGACAUCUCAGAUUAUGAUGUUGCUGAUGGUAUUGGAGUAGUUUCAACAGCUGCAGAAUGUAGGUCAAACAAUCGAGAAAGUAAAUCCACAACACUUACUGUGCCAGAACAACAGAGAAGGACACAUCAUCGCUCACGAUCCGUGUCCCCUCACCGCGGUGACGACCAGGGCAGGACCCGGUCCCGAAUACCAAGUGUGCCACUACAGAGGAGUUUAGAUGAAAUUCAUCAAUCACGAAGGUCACGUUCUCCCACUAGAAACCAUGCUGCCUCUAGAAGUCCAAUAGAACGCAGGUCUAGGGAUAUCGACAGUCAGUAUUUUUCAGAGGAAAGCGAGUUCCUCUUGCUGCCCAGAGCAAAACGAGGGACAAGUGCAGAGUGCCUGCAUACUAACAGUGAUCUACAGCCCUCUCUUGACAGGGUUAGGAGUGCUAGUACCAACUGUUUGAGACCAGAUACUAGUUUCCAUUCACCAGAACGAGAAAGAUGUUCCCACUCACUGGAUAGGAGACGGCCUACUAGCCCCAGGAUUUAUAUCCAGCAUGCCUCCCCGGAGGACGACAGCUGGACAACGGACCCUGUUGUUCCAAAACAGGAGACUGUUAAUCACCUCAGUGCUAGACCAAGAGCAGCCCAGAGGCAGUCAAGAAUGCUGGACAGAUCUAGUAGCCACAAACAUGGUAGAAAAGACACUGCCUCUGAAAAUGAAAGAGCACAUCAACAAGGCAGCUUGUCUCAGUCGCCCCCUACAGGAGCUCCCUCGUCAGGACGCAGAGGAAGGCAACUCCCCCAGGUCCCUGUAAAGAGCAGCUCUGUAGAGCAAGCACUAGCAGUAGAAGAGCGAGCACGACAGGUGAAAAUGAAAGUACAUUCCUACGCAUCAGCCACGAUGUCCAGCUCGAGUCAAGAGCAAGAGAGAGAAGUGAAGACCAAGCGGGAGUUAUAUAAAGAACAGCGCAGAAGUUGUGACAAUGUGUCCACUAGAUCCUCGGACAGUGAUAUCAGCGAUGUGUCAGCCAUUUCUCGUACCAGCAGUGCCUCUCGCCUCAGUAGCACAAGCUACAUGUCAGUGCAAUCCGAGCGUCCCCGAGGCAGAGUCAGUGCAUUUACUUCUAAAAUGUACAGCAGACAGAUGCGGACUUCGGGGAGGAACAUGACGAAGAGCACAAGCGUGAGCGGGGAGAUGUACAACCUGGAGAGGAACGACGGCAGCCAGUCGGACACGGCCAUCGGGACGGUGGGGACAGGAGUGAAGAAGCGCCGCUCCAGCCUGAGUGCCAGAGUGGUGGCGAUCGUUGGCCUGCCAUCGCGGAAGAGUCGAAGCACAUCUCAGCUCAUCCAAAAAGAAGCUGCCCACAAGAAGUUGAAAAGUACCAUACAAAGAAGCACAGAGACGGGGAUGGCUGUGGAAAUGAGAAACAGCAUGGCCCGGCAGCCGAGCCGUGAGUCUACCGAUGGGAGCAUGAACAGCUACAGCUCGGAGGGGAAUUUGAUAUUCUCUGGGGUGAGGUUAGGAGCUGACAGCCAGUUCAGUGACUUCCUUGAUGGGAUAGGACCGGCACAGCUGGUGGGUCGACAGACUCUCGCCACUCCUGCCAUGGGUGAUAUUCAGAUCGGGAUGAUGGACAAGAAAGGGCAGUUAGAAGUUGAAGUUAUCAGAGCCCGUGGCCUCACAGCUAAACCAGGUUCCAAAAAUCUUCCUGCUCCGUAUGUUAAGGUCUACCUGCUGGAGAAUGGAGUAUGUGUAGCCAAAAAGAAAACAAAGAUUGCACGAAAAACACUGGACCCCUUGUAUCAGCAAUCACUGCUUUUUGAGGAGAGUCCACAGGGUAAAGUUUUACAGGUGAUAGUCUGGGGAGACUAUGGACGUAUGGACCACAAAUGUUUCAUGGGAGUUGCACAGAUCCUAUUGGAAGAGUUAGACUUGACCAGUAUGGUGAUUAGCUGGUACAAACUGUUCCCGCCUUCUUCCCUGGUGGAUCCCACAUUAACACCCCUUGCCCGCCGGGCUUCCCAGUCAUCUCUCGAAAGUUCAACUGGACCUCCUUGCAUAAGAUCAUAGUGACCUGGCUGGAGAUCCUUACUAAUGUAGAACUUAGCAACUGGGACAACAAUCAGAACCAGACGUAACCAUGAUCAAAUCUUUGUUGGAGCCAGACAAUCACUCCUAUUGUUUUUUUGUCGGUAGUACUUUUUUUUAAAAAAUAGGGCUGUUAAAAAAUGGUAAUAAUAAUAAUAUCACAAUGCUGCUUUCAAUUGGCAGAAGCUAGUAGGCCAGUGAGAGCCCUUGUUGUUAUUUGUGAUAUUAUACAAUCAAAAUCAUGAGUAAUAUAGUGUAGCUUAAAAGAAAAUCAAAGCAAACUAGAAAGUCCCUGACUCCAUUUAAUGAAAAAAAAAGUUUGUCCACACUUUGAGUGAAACCGUAAGCAGUGUUAACAGGAUUUUUCUGCACUUUUUCCACGAUGCUGGCAGAGUCCCUUUCAAAGUGCUGUAGUCUGUCUCUGUAAGCAUUGCAAAGCGUUCAACAAUUAAGAGCAAACCCCCCCCCCCCCCCCCCCCGGAUGCCACUGGUUCUUAUCUCUCUCUCUCUCUCUCAAAAAAGUUUAGAAUCUCGGUUUACAACAACACUUGUGCUGUUCCUUUCUUUUCCUUUUUCUUUUGUAUACAGGCACACAUGUUUGCAUUAUGAACACAGGUUUUUAUGUUUUCUGAUGUUUUGCAUGGGGGAAAAUGUUCUGAAGCAAUUUCUGUGAAGCAGCUUAAGUCUUCAUUGAGACAGGAAAACAUUAACUUGUAAUCCUGUUUUUUUCCUACAAUCAUAAAGAGUUUUCUGUGUAUAAAUGUAUACUUGACUUCCCGAGAUGUUGACCAAUAAAGGGCGUUUAGCAUAUGACACUUUUGAGCUGUACCCAGGAUUCUCUGGAAGCGUGUUGGUUUGGACACCUCUGUUUGCCCUGGAUAGAGCAUGCUAAAAUUUGUUUGGGUUGCACUGAAAAGUUUUGGUGAAACGUCCUGCACAGAUUUAGUGUUUUUAUCAGACUUUUACAUUAUGUUUUACAUUAUGUUGAGAUUAAUCCAAGCAGAAAAGCUUGAUUUUUUUACUGCAAAAAUAAGCCAAAUUACAAUUUGCUCUUUGUCUAUUUUAUUUCCUCUUUGCCUUGACAAAGAUAAAAUCCCUUUGUGGAUAAUUUCUUCUUUUCCUUUUCUAAAUAAAAUCAAUUUGAGAAUCAUUUCCUCUUUGCCUUGACAAAAAUAAAUAAAGCCCUUUGUUAAUUUCUGUAAAUGUGACAAAAAGACUGCAGACUGUGCCGGUGCAAUGAUAGCGUUUCUUUUCAUCCUUUAACAGGCCAUUUUAUUUUAUAAUGACACAAGUAGAGCAGCAUGACUCUGGAACUGUUCAAAGCUGCAUGCACAUUUUGUAAACACAAAACAAAAAAAGAGGUUAUUUAAAUGUGUGUUAGUAACACAGAGGCCAGCUUGUAUGUUGCAUGUACUCGUACAGUUUGCUCGUACUACUAUAAAAAGAGAUAUCCAAGAAAUUGAAGCCAUUCAUUUUUGCAUAUAGACAUUUUGCAGACUUUGAUCCAAGCUGUGUCUCUCAGUCUGGUGCUAAAUGUCUAUAGACAGACUUUAUUUUUUACCCUAUGGAGAAAAAGUGAUGUAGUACAGACCAGACCUCUUCUAAUAAAUAUGUUGGUGUAGAUUCUUACUGUGGGGCUGUAACAGAUGCAGAAAUUGUACAAACAAGAUUUUAAUAUUAUAUAUAUAUAUAUAUAUAUAUACACACACACACACACACACACAGUGCCUUGCAAAAGUAUUCAUCAGA